Messenger RNA from Fusarium venenatum, 411 nucleotides. The record is from RefSeq and is a predicted model, not a curated record. NCBI's taxonomy places the organism in Eukaryota, Fungi, Ascomycota, Sordariomycetes, Hypocreales, Nectriaceae.
AUGCGCCGUUCAGGGGCGUCGCCGCCCCCCAGUGGAGGCUUCGUCGAGCAGCCCGAUUCGCACCAGUAUCCGGCCCGUGAGAAGAAUCACUCCGUGCCAAUAGCGGUGGACGCGUGGCUGACUACAAGGACCCAACCACCCGCCUACGACACCCAAUUAGAAGCUGUAUCCCCUGCCGCUCCUUGUCGACGCCCCUGGCCCGCGCUGGGAGUCGCGGGCGUGGGUUUCUGGGAGCCAGAGAUGGGAUGGGAUGGAUGGGGCCAGCAGGAGCAAAACAAGGAACGAAAGGAGGCGGACCUGGAAACGGCCCGGACAACCCACUGGUUGGAACAACACAUCAUGAUGAGAAAUGCUUAUUGUUGGUGCGAGACAGAUGGACGGUUGUAUCGUUUCGUUGAUAAACCGAAUUGA